ACAGAAGGAGGGUCUUCAUAAACGCUGAGCAGAGGUGCUGCUGUGUCAGUGUGGAGGAGGCCUGCAGCCCAUCAUGGGUCACAGGAAGCUGUGUCUGCUGCUGCUGCUCGGCUGCUGCGCGCGGGCUCAGGACGGGCAGGACGUGGACCAACAAACUGCAGCCUGUCAGUCAGCAUCCAGAUUCAAGGCCUUCAGGAAGUACGUGUAUCGGUACAGCACAGAGAGCCGGAACAGCGUGACCGGCGCCGCCGACCUGAGAGACGGCCAUGAGCUCACCUGUCAGGUGGAGGUCGAGGUCCCCCACCUGUGCAAGUUCAUCAUGCACACCAGGGGCUGCACCCUCAGGCCGGCCCCCAGCUCGGACGCCUUCCAGGCCGCCAUGGAAAGGAACCCUCUGAAGUUCACCCUGCAGGGUGUCUCCAACAUUCAGCUUUACCCCGACGCCGACGAGGCGAUCGGCAUCCUCAACAUCAAGAGAGGGAUCGUUUCUGCUCUCAUGGUGCCAGACACGGAGGACCAGCAGGGCGGCCGCACGAGCACCGUGCACGGUCAGUGCGUCACUCUGGUGAACUCGAGCAGUGAUGUUGCCACAAGUGUGACGCUGGUCAGAGAUCUGUCCCAGUGUGACCAGUUCUACAGCAGAGAGCUGACCAACAGCCCGCUGGCCCUGCUGCAGAGACUGCACAGCCCGAUAUCCAAGCUGAUCACAAGCACUCAAAGCUGCAGCUACCAGUUUGAUCGGAGGGAAAGGCACAUCACCACAGCCUCAUGCACAGAAAACCACAGCUACCUGCCGCUCUCCCACACGGACAGCACAGUGUCGUCAGAGCUGACGCAGGAGCUGCGCUUCCAGAGCAACAGGAGGACCAGCAACAGAGACUUCAGUGUGGAGCGCGACCAGGUGAGGCCCCUUCACUUUGAAGAUCCUGAAGAUAAAUCUCCAGUGCAGACGGGAGACGAUGUUCUGACCACCUUACGGGAGCUGGUGACGUUAGCGGGCUCAGACCAGGGUCAAAAAAGGGCGGGGCUUUUCCAUAAGCUGGUGUCCGGCCUGCGCGCCCUGAGGAACGAGACCCUGAGCCGGGCGGUCCCUGAGAUGCGAGCGGCAUCAGGCUGGCUCACCUGGCAGGCCCUGUUCCAGUGCGGGACCUCAGAGUGCACCAGCGCCAUCCUGCAGAUUAUCCGGACCAUCGACGGCGUUUCCCUGGAGACAGACGCUCUGGUCUACGCCUUGAGUCUGCGGGCUGACCCUGAUGCUGCACGUGUGCGAGACAUGCUCAGCAUGGCUCAGUAUAAACAGAGCAAGCCCAUCAUGUACGCUCUGGCCAACACAGUGAAGAAGAUCCAUAAAAACGCGGUAACGCCGGAGGUCACGGAUGUGCUCACAGACGUGUCAAAGUUCAUGGAGGUGCUCUUAAACGACUGCUCAGUCCCACACUACGACUCUGACCUUCCUCCUGACCCCGCAGAGAUGUCCUUCCUUGUCCUGAGGGUCGUUGGGGUCAUGGGUCAGGCCAUGCAAGCCGUCAGCCCCAGCCUGAUCUCGUCCAUUUUACGAUGUGCAAAGAAAGCAGAAGUCCCACUAUCACAUCAAAAGGCAGCCAUACAGGCCUUUAGACGGAUGGACGUCAGUGAUGAGGUCAGAGAUGUGUUCGUGGAGGUGUACCGGGACGAUCACAGCCCCGUAGAAAAGCGUGUAGCAGCUUUCCUGAUUCUGAUGAAGAGCCCGGACCGAGCGACCAUCAGAGACAUCGUCAGCAGUUUGGAGAACACGAGGGACGAGCAGCUCAGGAGCUUCGUGGUGUCUUACCUGAACAACAUCAGAAACUCAGACGAACCACAAAUACAGCAACUCAGGGAGUACACUGAGUCGGCCCUGAAUGGCCAGCCGUCACCCACAGGCGCCAUCUUUGAUGGCAUGUCCCGCAACUACAAGCUGGACUCCUCCUUGGGAUCAAUCCAGAGCAACAUCAUCUUUGAUGGAAGCGACACCUUACCCAAGGAGAUGAUGCUGGAGACCACGCUGAAGGUGUUUGACUACAGCUACGACAUCUUCGAGGUCGGCGUUGAAGGAACGGGAUUCGAACCAACGAUCGAUGCUCUUUUUGGGGAGAGAGGUUUGCUCCCUGAAUCCAUUUCCAGACUGAUGUACUUGGCGCAGGACAAAGCCCCAAUGCUCAAAGCCAUUUUGGACAGAAUAGCACCCCAACGAGACAGAAGGAAGAGACAGAUCCCAGAAGACUUUCUGAAAGACAUGGCGGACAGAAUCCAGAAACUUGUGAAUGAUGUGAGCUCCUCUCCAGCGCCUGAAGCCGCCGCCUACCUCAGACUUUUGGGGAAUGAGAUUGGAUAUCUGAAGACCGGCGAGAUGAGGAAAAUGUUUGAGACUCUGUUCAUGUACUACCACGUCUUCAUCAGGGUACUACCUGCCCAGGUGUUCUCUGAGCUCAUAUCCAGGACUGACAAUGAAGUCUUUGCCCACUACAUCUUCAUGGAGAAUGCCUUUGCUCUACCCACCACAUCUGGCUUCCCUCUCAAGUUCUCACUAGCUGGUGUGUUUGCACCAGGUGUCAGAGGAGGCCUGACGCCCUCGGCAGCGACUGAGUUGUCCUUCAUGCCUUCGGUUGGACUGGAGUUCAUCACCCAGAUGGGUGUGCACAUUCCAGACUACGUGGACGCCGGGAUUCAGACGCACACCAACAUGUACCAUGAAAGUUCCCUUAAUGCUAAAGCUACAGUUAACCGAAGGCAGGUCAAGCUGUCCAUCCCUGCUCCUCAGUCGAACACUCAGCUGUUCAGCGUGAGCACCAAGGUGCUGUCUCUGUCAUCUGGUCAAACAACGAUGGGGCCAUGCAAGGUGGGAGACCGGGCCGACUCAGUCGAUUGCCAGCCUCUGCUCAGUGGUCUGAAGCUCUGCACAGCAGUGCGUUACUCCAAUCCUACCUCUGUGGAUCAGGCACCAUGUUCCCCUCUAACCGGAGAAACCAGGUUUGCAGUUGAAAUCCAGCCAACAGGAACAGUUUCAGAGUACACCGCCACCAUCGCAGAUGAAACGGUCAGAGAGGGCAAACGAGGGCGCCAUAAGGUGGAAACGCUGAAAUUAAUCCUGAAGGCAGAAGGCGACGAUUCAUCGGAGGCCUCAGCAGCUCUGAAAUACAAUCGCUUAAAAAACACCGUCUCUGCUGAGGUCGUCAUUCCUGACUAUGACGUGGAAGCAGGAGUCAAACUGGUUUUCACUGAGAGCGGUGCUGAGAGGAAGAUGAGGGGCAUCACCAUCGAUAUCACCAACAAGAACAUCCCACAGCUGACGCUUGUUGGACGUGCCAGGCUUAGCAUGAUGAAUGAUGGCAUGCUGCAACUCCAGAUGGUCGUUCCUUCUCUGAAAGCCGAUGCAUCUCUCACUGCAAACCUAAAGAAGGAUGAAGAUGUGGUCAUGGACCUGGAGACCAUCAUGCACCUCUCUGAGAUAUCAUACCAGCAAAAAGCUUCCCUAAAAUACGAUAAUGACAAGUUUGAGGUGGAACUGAAAUCCGACCUGAAUUCAGAGACGCAGAAAAUGAUCCCUAAUGUGGAGGCUCAUCGCAGGCAGCUUCAACAGCUCGUUGAUGAGAUCCUGGACCAGAGGGUGGCGAAGACAGACAUGAAACUGCGUCACAUCAUCACAAAAGGAAUCGAGGCGGGUAACAUAUGGCUGGACAAACUGACGGCGCACAUCCCCACUCUGGCAAAACUGCGAAGUAAGAGAAGCCUCUCUGAUCUUGCUCUGCCAGCUCUGCCAGAAAAACUGUUCCUGCAGUCCGACACUUUGUUACGGUACCAGUUCAACAAGGACAAGAUGGCCAUCUCACUUCCUCUUCCACUUGGAGGCAAAAAGUCCGAAGAGCUGAACGUACCAAACUCCCUGUCAGUGCCCCUCAUAGAUUUACCACAGAUAGGUCUGUACAUCCCACCCAGGGCCUAUCAGCUCCCACGGUUCACCAUACCACCGUCUCUGGAUUUGUCUCUCCCCCUUCUCGGUCUGGCUGCAGCAUCCACAAAGAUCAGCAGCAACUUCUACAGCUGGGAAGGCUCGAUCUCUGGGGGCAACAACACCGCCGAUGUCCCCAGCUACACUGCACAGUUCAGGGCCACGGCCCAGUCACCUUUCAGCCUGUUGUCAUACAAGCUUGAAGGCACCGGGAUGAUGUCGGGAAGAGGCGAUGAUAAUCUCAAGUAUCUUCUGAAUAGCUCCUUCAGCCAUAGCCUCAUCGACACAAGCGUCAGCGUCUUAGAAACAUUAAGGGUGACGGACAAACUCAAGGCAAGAGCCAAUUACAAGAUGGAAGCUUCUAGUGCUUUAGGCUUGCAAGCCACCCUCUACUACUCUGCUCAUGCGACUUCCUCCCUAAAUUCAGACGAAGUCUCAGGAGAUGGCACCGUCAACGGACUCCUCAAAAUUGGCUCAUUCCACACCAACGCUUCCUACCUUCACAGCUACAACCUACGCCCACUAGAUCGAGAAGGACGAGGAGAAUCCACUCUGAAGUUUGACUCACCAGUCCUACAAGUUCACAACACAGUCCGUGGAGUCUGCAAAAACUCAGAGUUAUACAUCAUGUCCCAAACGAGCGCUCAGAGGGACAUGCUCCAGCAUGUGGCAGAACUCAGAUAUAAGGAUGCGCAGCUGACCCUGAAGUGCAGCGCCUUGGCCAAAGCCAUGGGGGAAUCACUAAGUAACCAAGUUGAGUUUGGAGUGUCCAACCAAAUGGCCCUUCUCACAAUUGAAUCACAGGCAUAUGACGACAAAAACAGGGUAUACUCCCUGAUAUCAGGAUCUCUGGAUUCAAAUGGGCUUCAGGUAAACUCUGAGGGUUCCCUCACCUUAGAAACAGGGCGUGUCUGGCAUAAGGCUUCUGUAACAGCUGGAAAAAAUGGUCUGACAGCAAGUGGCACAAACAGCAUACAGUGCAGUCCUGUGACAGUGGAGAACAUUUUCAACUGUGCGAUAGACAACAGUGGAGCAUCCCUGUCCUCCUCUACCAAAGCGAUGGGUGACGAGAGCAGAGGGGAGCUGAAAAUUGAGGGUGAAGUCACAGCUGCUAAAGCCUCUCUGUACGGUGACCUGAAGGGAUAUGCGUACGACGCAACGACAUUAAGCAGCGUGAAAAUGAUGCUGGACAGAAGAGCUCUGAGUUUUACCGGAAACACAAAGGGAACACUCAGACAGAUGAAAACAGAAAACAGCCACAAACUCACCCUCACCCUGUGGACCCUCAGCCUCCGCUCCGAGUCAAACAACUUCAUCUGUGACGAUAUUUACUACAAGCAAGACACCAAGCUCGAUGUGAAGCCAUUUUUUACGCGAUUCAAUAUGAGAAAUGACCUCCGGUUUUAUGACGUCGCUUUGAGCCACGAGGGUCACGUAAGGCUCGAGCCAGUUAAGGUGGAUCUCCAUGGAAGCAUGACUGCAGCUCACAGAGAGCAACACAGCGUCAAACAUACCUAUGAACUCACCUAUGACUCACCUGUGGCUGGCACCAUGAAAUACAGCACAUCUGGAAACGUGAUGGAUGCCCAGCUCACUCACAGCUGUGAACUGGAAUUUGCUGGACUGUCUUUAACAUCAGACUGUGAGGCGCAGGUAGACUCUGCACCUGUGCGGUUUAACAGCAGCGUUCGCACCAUGGCGCUGCCUUUUCGCCUCACUGUGGAUGCUGGUUUCAACGCGGCGGGAGAAAUUAAUCUACAUGGGCAGCACACCGGAGACACGUACAGCCAGCUGCUGCUGAAAGCUGAGCCCCUAGCUCUUUCAUUUGCACAUAAAAGCGGCAUAUCAACAGCUCAUAAGCUUCCAAGUGGGGAAUCCUCUGCUGGUGUAAAGAACAUAUUUGAAGGUUUCCUGACUCCAAGCGAUCAAUUAUUAUCUUGGGAAGUAAAGUCUAAACUGAACGACCGUGCUUACAACCAGGCGACCAGUAUUUCCAACAAUCCAGAGAAAGCUGAAUUGGAGUUUUCAGCAAUAAUGUUAGAAGAUUUACAAGAAAAUGCAAAAUUCAACAUGUCUGGUUUCCUGCAGUAUGAUAAGAACAGUGACUGUCAUAUCAUCGAGAUUCCACUCAUCGAGAGCUUUCCUGCAGCUUUUCAGCAGCUCAAAAACACACUGAUUCAAACCUUAGAGUCACUGCAGCAGGUCAUCCGUGAUGUAGAUAUCGACGGGCUCAUCAGCAACUUUAGAGAAAAGCUAGAACGGCUGCCGACACAAGUGAGUAACUUCAUGCAAGAGCUAGACUUGGAGAACAAAGUAAAUCAAGUGAAAGUGAAACUCGACGAUUGGAUCGGUGCCUCCGCUGUCACGAUGAAUGACUUGGAGCUUGCUGUGAAGAAUCUGAGGAAGAAUUUAGAAACCACAGUAACGGACAUCAUCACCAAAAUUCAAAAGCUCGUUUUUUCCGUUGAAGAGUACAUCAAGGGUGGACGUCUUGAAGUCCAGAUAACAAAUGUUCUUUCUGAUGUCGGAAAUCACACGUGGGCCUUCGAUGACCAAUAUAAAAUUAAGCGGUCAUUUCUCAGAAUUCUUGAUAUCAUCGAAGACAUUAUGAAACAGAUCGAUUUCCAGAAACUCCGGAUAACCGGUGCUCUGUUUCUCCAGGAGCUAGACUCCAAAUAUGAAAUCUUGGAGACGAUUAAAACCAAACUAUCAGAACUGAAACGAGUCAUUGAGGAUUUUAACAUCAAGUCGAGUUUUGAGGAUCUGAAGGAGUAUCUCCUUUCAGUUGACUGGGCUGCGCAUGUUGAGCAGUUAUCUUAUAAUAUCCCCCCUUCAGAGAUAGCAAAAGUCAUGGAGUCUGUCCAUGAUGUUAUCGUCAACUGGAUUGAUGAAUAUGAAAUCCCCAACAAAAUCAAUGAAGUGUAUUUCUACAUCAGGGAUCUUGUUUUAAAAUACGACCUCGAUGAUAUAUUCAAACAGCUGAUGGAUCAGGUGGUGAUUCUGGUCAAGCAGUUUAAAAUUGAAAAGACUGUGCAGUCACUGGUAGAAGCUUUGAAGUCUAUCAAAUUUGAAUAUUCUUAUGAUAAAAUAAUGCAAUUUCUGUCCAGUGUGACAAAUCAGCUCAGAGCGAUCGACUUUAAGAAGAGCAUCGAUGACCUUAAUGAAUAUAUUUCUUCGACUCUUAAAUCAAUGAGGACAUUUUGGUACGAUGCCUUUGUUGAUGACGCUAACAAGAAGAUUGCUGAACUAACAAACUACAUCAACGAGCAGAUUAAAAUAUAUGAGCUGGUGAAAAAAAUUGAGGCUGUUAGGGACUUUUUCAGAGAGAUCCAAACUUCCAUUUUUACGUAUUUGGAUGAGCUAAAAAACACAAAAGUGGCUGAUGCUCUAAAAAGACUGAAAAAUGUGAUCGAUACUACAUUUUACAACGACAUCAAACUGAAGGUGCAGGAUAUCCUUGAGGAUGCAAGGGAGAGAAUUGUUGACAUGGACAUCAGAGGCGAACUGUAUUUAUUCCUCGAAAGAGCGAGUGAUUCCUACAGAAAUAUUGUUGAAUUAAUGUCUGCAAACUUUAACCAAGUGAUGGAUCAGAUUGUAAAAACAGCAAAGGACAAUGAGUUCAUUGACCAGACGAAGCAGGCUGUAGAUGAAUUUCUGAGCUUACUGAAAAGAGGUAAGAUUGAAGUUCCUACUUUUACAGUACCUCUCACUGAUCUUGUUAUUCGAAGAUUUACAGUUGACAUGAAGAAUCUGCAGGACAUUAGCAUCCCAGCUCAAAUUUCACUCCCUCCGUUCACCAUCCUCAACUUGUACACCAUCCCUGGCUUCACGAUAGAUGUCGAUGAGAUCAAAGCUAGGAUCAUUGCUCUGAUAGAUGAAAUCAGAGACUUUGAGAUCCAAACACCUGACCCAGAGGAAAUCUUUGGUGAUCUGAAAGUUCUCUACCUGUCUGAACUACCCGAUCUCACCUUCACAGGAAUAACUCUAUCGGAAAUAACAUUUCCAGCAAUCAACAUUCCCAAGUUGCAGUGGAGAGGCUUUGACGUCUUACCACGCCCAGUUCCAGAGAUAACUUAUCCCAGGAUUCCCAGUGACAUUUGUGUCCCACGUUUUGGAAAACUCCAUGGAGAAUUUAGGGUGUACUCGGAAGACCUGACUCUCAUUACAACAGGAAAAAUUGAAAACUCAACAUCCACACCAAAAAACCCACAGUUUACAGCCAUCGUUGCGUCUCAUGCCAAGUCGCGCUUCAAGCCGCUGGAGUACACGUUUGAAGUCACGGCUCAGCUUGACGCUCCCAGAAUGAAGAAGCUGCAGUUCACAGAAACACUGAAGGCUGCACACAUGGCCUUUGCCAUUGACCACGAAGGAUCCCUGACACUCACCGGCACCGCUGCUGAGGCUUCUGCCAAGACUGUCGCCAGAGCCGCAACCCAAAUGUACACUGCAGAGUUGGUCAGUAAAAUGGACCUUACUUUAAAGAGUGGAGUCCAUGCAGCCGUAGCCACAGCCUACAACCACAGCUUGAAUAUCCCGUCACAUGAAACUUCAAGUCAGGCAUCAGUGAGACAAAAUAUAGCAGCCUCUGCAGAAUCUGGCAGAGUCACUGUGACUGGAGAGACUACAGGAAAUGGAAAGUGGUCGGUUUAUGACUACGCUGAUGAAGGUACUCACAAAAGCAACAUGGAGUUUGAUGUAAAUUUCAGCACUGCAAAGUUAACAUUUGUUGGAGAAACUGACUGUGAGGCCUUAAAAGCCAAGCACACGCUAAGAGCUGAAUCAGUGCUCUUAAAUCGGAUUAGUAUUGAUGCAAAAUGUGAAACUGAAACUUCAUCUGUGAAGAAGAGUGUUUUGGUUUUGGAUGGAGUGGCUGAUAUCGGGGACCUGAAGGUUGCGCUCGCAGCCUAUCACGAUGUUGAAUUCAAUGGAAAACUGACUGGAUCCAUGUCCAACUCGCUGGAGUUCACAAUCCAUCCAUUUGAGGUGGCCUUCGAUGUUAAGAAUAAAGUAAACUCGAAGGUUUUCUUUCCCCUGAGACUGACUGGAAAGGUAGCUCUGCAGCAUGACUGUGGUGUUGCAUUAAACUCUGUGAAACAGCACGCGUCCUGCUUUGCUUUGGCAAGGUUCAAUCAGUACAAGUACAGUCACAACAUCACCGCAGAAAACAAUGAUAUGGACAUCUUCUUCCACUCUUCCGCAAACGGAGAGGCUAACCUGGAAUUUUUGACGAUUCCGCUCUCUAUCCCAGAGAUGAGCAUACCUUAUUUCCAUAUUAAAACCCCUGAAGUCAGAGAAUUUCCGCUGUGGGAAAAUGCUGGAUUCCAAACUUUGCUCACCACACCUCAGCAAUCAUUUGACAUGAACUUGAAGCUUCACUAUUACAAGAACCCUGACACCCACAGCUUUGAACUGUACCUUAAACCGAUCUACGGUGCAAUCAGCGACAAAGCCACCGUCCUCCAGGCUCAGUUUGAAGAGUUUUGGGACAAAGUGGUUGCAUUUUUAAAAGAUUCAUACGACCAAGCAAGGCCACAGUACAUCAAACACAGAACUGACACAUCUAGCCUGCCACCUAGCAUCUUCAGAGUCCCCGGAUAUAAAAUACCAAUCCUGGAUAUACAGGUUUCACCUUUCAGUGCCGAGAUGCCGGCCUUUAGCUAUUUCAUUCCCAAAGAGGUCAGGACCCCAAGCUUUAAAGUCCCAGCUCUGGGGUUCUCUGUGCCGUCCUAUACUCUUGUGCUGCCAUUAUUAACGUUUGCUGUCAUUCAUGUUCCAGAAACGUUAAGUGAAGUAACCUUGCCCACUUUUAGACUGCCACCCAUGCAGAACAACAUAGCGAUCCCAGCUAUGGGUAACAUGACAUUUGAUUUCUCCUUCAAAUCCGCUGUGAUUUCGUUCAUUGCCAGCGCAGGCCUUUACAAUCAGUCUGACAUUGUUGCUCGUUUUGGCACCUCUUCAACGUCAGCGUUUGACAUUUUGAACAUAAAAAUCGACGGCACCGCCAGCUUGACGAGGACGAGAGGAAUAAAAGUGGCCUCAGCUGUUUCCCUGGAGCACGACAACAUCAAUGCAAACCACGAAUGUGCUGUCAACCUCAACAAAAGGGGCAUGGAAGCUUCUUUAACCAACACUGCAAAGGUCAAGCUACCCUUCCUCAACCUGGAGCUGAAUCAGGAGCUCAUCGGAAACACCAAAACAAAGCCAAAUCUCACAUCCAAGAAAAAGUUAAAGUACAUUUUUAGCAUUCCUCUGAUUGAGGCUGCAGGAAACUGUGACAUGAACUGGGAACUGGAAGCGCUUCCUUCUUAUGUGUCUCUGGAGACCUGCACCCAGGGGAAGACAGACAUUAUGAUGGUGAACGGCUGUAUCUUUUCUGGAGAUCUGGAGAAUAAAGCCAGUUUCUACUUCACUGCCAACAGCCUGCGUUCAACUGUCAAGACUGUCUUAAACUCAAACCUCGACAAACAGGAGAAACAAAAACGAAACUCCAACAACAUCUUCCUGUUUGACUUGAAUAAGGAGUUAGCUCUGGCAGUUUCCUUGCAGCGAAUUUUUGCAACGGCUGAAUGCACGAGCACCAACAAUGUCGAUUUGGCCUUUUUCACAACAAAUGGAAAACAUGUCACUAAAGGAGAACUGGACUUUAUUCCUUUAACGACCUUCAAGACCAAACUGAACAUCGAAGCGAGCCAGCCGAGCAGUUUGGGUGAUGCUCGACUCAUUCAGAGCAUUAACCUGGCCGUCAGCUCAGAGAAGCAGUCUCUCACCUGGAGAGUUAAGGAACAGCUUGCGUCUUUCGUCCAUGCUCAUCUUUUACUGCUGUCCAAUGAUGAAUCAGCAGUGCACUUGAAUUUGGCUGGAUCAGUAGAAGGUCCCCUCGCUUUUUUGAAGACAGUUAAGAUUCCUAUUUAUCAGAAUACCCUCUGGGAUGUGCUCAGGUUUGAUCAGGACACCAGUAUGAAUAAAUUACAAUUCCUCAAUGUCUCUACUAGUAUUGUGUACACAAAGAGCAUGGAUGGCCAUGGAUAUGCAAUACCGUUUACCCUUUUGGAAAAUGGUGUCAGUUUUAGCGUCCCUCAGAUCAGCAUUGCAGUGCCUUCAUGGCUCAAAGGAAUUCCAAGCUCCAUAAGGAACAUAGACGAGCGUCUGGAAAACCCCGACGUCCCGGAUCAUCUCACACUUCCCCCUGUGAUCUCACUUCCUGCCUUUAAUGUACCAUUCACGACACUGCAUGUGGAGGCCUUCACACUCGAUCCUAAGAACCUCAGUGUCCCGAGGGUGAUCAGCACCGAGGCCUUUGAAAUCAUGCUGCCUGGCCUGCCAGUACUGUCAGUGCCUGGUUAUGACAUUAACACAGAGUACCUGCAGGGAAAAACAUCAUUCCUUUCAUUUAAGAUACCACAAUAUGAAAUCACAGUCUUACCUUUUACUCUACCAAAAUCAGUGACCAUCGGGGGGCAAACCAUCAGCCUAAAUUACAUCACACGCCAGAUUUCCAACUUUGACCUUCCAGCCAUCACCAUUCCAGAGCAAAGAAUCGAAAUCCCUGCAACGACCCUCCAUCUGCCUUCAAGUGUGUUUAUCCCAUCUUUUGGUGCUCUCAGCGUCUCUGUGAAGGUUUCAUCUCCCAUUUAUAGUGUGUCGACAACUGCCAGUGUCGAGAAAAAGGACUCUGACCUAUUAACUUCACUGAAAUCCAGAUGUGUUUCUACCAUGAACUUCUUGGAAUACGACCUCUCUGCUGAUGCAACCAUCGUAUAUCAUAAUGGGGCAAUGAGUUUAACUGGGAAGGGAAAAUUGAUUCACACUGAUGGAAAUGUCAACUGGCAACAUGUUUUGGCACAAAAUGUCCGAAUGAAGCGCCGAGUCUCAGCAGCUGAGUCACUGGAGCCUCGUCACACUCUUAGCGUUGACAUCAGCAGUCGAACGUUCACAGAUGUGAGCUUCCGCUUUGCUUCCCGCAAAGAUGGCAUCACUGCAUCCGUGUCUUCGCCAUCAUCUGGUUUCCUUGGAGUGCAUUUACAGAGGAGGUCUCCAUCACAGUUGUAUGGGAAGCUGUUCAGUCGAUACCUGUCGUCUCCAGAGAGGGAUACCGAUGUCUUCGCUGCAAAAGUCUCACUGAGAAACUCGCAAAAAUUCUUUGUGCAGACUUCGUGGAAUCGGGACUUCCUGUGGGAUGUGAUGGAAGGCACCAAGCACAGAGUUCCUGCAAUGACAGACGCUGUGUUCAAGUGCAUUAACAAGUAUCACACCUCCCACUUUGGCUUUGACAUCAACCGUGGCAGCAAGAAGCUGAAAAACACACUUUCUUACGCCAUAGAGCGAGCCUACGAUCAGGUUCCCGUGUCUUGUACCACACCGCAGGAUUGGAUCCAAAACUUUGCUGAUGGAGCGCGAGAUAACUACCGGAAGGCCUCUGACGUCUUGAUGUCCAUGACUGUGCAGGAUGCUAUAGACAGGCUGUUUGAGACGGUGAAGCAUGUCAUGAAACAGUGUGAAAACAACAUGAAUGUGCUGCUAGAUGCAGCCUUGCAGUUUUUGAAUGACACACGGUUCAUGGUGCCGGGAUCGGAGAGGAAGCUCUCUCUUAUGGAAGCGGUCCAGGAAGCCCGUAGUGCCAUUCAAAAAAACAACGGCCUCGUGGAGAACAUCUCUACAGACAUCAGGAAAAUCAGGUUCACCGUACCUGGAAGUGAUGCUUUUGUUAGCGGAGAUGAGAUCAUGGAUAAGGUGGGGAAUAUUCUGGACCAGCUGAGAGAGGGUGUGAUCAGCGUGAUCAACGUGCUCCACCUGACAGCUGCUGGAUGUUUACGCGUCGUUGCUGAAAAAGCUGAGAGUUUCCUCGCCUACCUGCAAGAUCAAAACUCUGAAAUUUCCUCUAAAGUUGAUGCCAUUUAUGCAGAUGUUCUGCAGUUUUCAGAACAGCACGGCGAGGAGGCGCAGAGGUGCACGACUGAGUACAGAGACCUCAUCAAACUCAAGACCCAGAAAGCCUUAAAUGCUCUGAGCAUGGAGCGAGUAAAUGAUGGGACCAGCAGGAUCAUCAGUAUUUUGCAGGUGUGCUUCUAUGAGGGACUUGAAGCCAGUGUGGCUCUAAUGACCAGGGUCUCCCAGAGCACAGCACCCUACGUUAGAGUCAGCGAUGAGAAGAUGGACAUUGAGAUACCUUUACCCUUCCUCUGGAGGUCUUUCAGCGAAUGGCCGACGCCGCUUAGGCAGUGAAUCACAACUUUGAAGAUAAAGUGGUUUCAUAAUGGAUGAAAAAAUUGAAAAUCCCCUUUUUUGACAAUAAAAACUGUUUUAAAGUGAUAUUCAUGAAUGAUAAAAAUAAAUUACGUUUCUUCUGUGAGAUUCACUGAAUGUGGUUCAGCCUGCACGUUGCUGUUUGUUGGUGUUCAGCUAAACAGAUGCUGAACUCCAGUUUGUGUUUGUCUUAUUGUGUCCUCCUGAAGCUCCUGGACUCAUUUACACAAAUAACAUCAGAAAUCUAUAAGAAUAAGAAGCAUCAAAGCUUUCUGUGGUUCUUAGUCGUUUCCUCCUUUGUUGUUUGGCUUCUUCCUGUUAAACUUUGAAGAUCAGUUUUCUCAUGUUGGUUUACUUCCUGUUCUUAGGUUGUCUGCUCUGGCCUCCUUUGUUCCAUCUGUGUCUCAUCCCCAGUCAGCCUCCGAGUCCAAAAAGCUGUAAAAUGUAAACAAACAGAAGGAAAUGCAAAUCUAAUAAACUUCUAUUUUACCUGCAGAA
Messenger RNA from Haplochromis burtoni (Burton's mouthbrooder), 13708 nucleotides. RefSeq names its product apolipoprotein Ba (gene apoba). Gene Ontology annotation, cellular component: very-low-density lipoprotein particle; low-density lipoprotein particle; mature chylomicron. The coding region runs from base 74 to 13189 and encodes 4371 amino acids. Gene Ontology annotation, molecular function: cholesterol transfer activity; low-density lipoprotein particle receptor binding. Gene Ontology annotation, biological process: lipoprotein transport; triglyceride mobilization; cholesterol homeostasis. The transcript has 29 exons. The record is from RefSeq and is a predicted model, not a curated record. NCBI's taxonomy places the organism in Eukaryota, Metazoa, Chordata, Actinopteri, Cichliformes, Cichlidae.